AUGAGUAAAAGUGCAGUACGUGAAGUGAUAUGUAUUCACAUCGGCCAAGCUGGAGUUCAGAUGGGAAACGCCUGUUGGGAACUCUUUGGUCUUGAGCAUGGCAUUCGUCCAGAAGGUGUGUAUUAUCACGGUUUUCAUCCAAUUGACAACUCCUUUCUUACGUUCUACAACGAAACCGGUCAUGGAAAAUUCGUGCCUAGAUCAAUUUUUGUCGACCUGGAACCCACUGUUAUCGACGAAAUUCGCACUGGUUUCUAUAGACAACUAUUUCAUCCUAAUAGCUUGAUAACCGGAAAAGAGGAUGCAGCUAACAAUUUUGCUAGAGGUUUUUAUUCAAUUGGUGAAACAAUGUCCGCGAUUACCCUGGACGAGAUCCGCAAAAUUGCCGAUACUUGUGAAAUGCUUCAGGGUUUCCUGAUUUUUCAUUCUCUUGGGGGAGGAACCGGGUCUGGAUUUUGCUCCCUUUUAAUGCAGCGUCUCUCAGAAGACUAUUCAAAGCGAACUAAAAUCGAAAUGUGCGCAUAUCCGGCUCCUAGGUUAGCUUCUUCUCCUCUAGAACCUUACAAUGCAGUUUUAACAACUCACGCUUGUAUUGAGCAUUCCGAUGUUUGUUUCCUGAUGGACAAUGAAGCUGUGUGGGAUAUCUGCCGUCGAAAUCUUGAUAUUAGGCGCCCAACAUUUACUAAUAUAAAUCGAAUUCUUGCUCAAGUGAUCUCUUCAUUAACAGCAGCGCUAAGAUUUGAUGGUCAAUUGAACGGAGACUUAUCCGAAUUCCAAACCAAUCUAGUCCCUUACCCAAGAAUUCACUUCCCACUAGUAACAUUUGCUCCAAUCGUCGCUGCAGAAAAGGCCUCACAUGAGGCUAAUACGGUUGAACAGAUAACCAAAGCCUGUUUCGAACCUGCAAAUUCAUUUGUGAAAGUUGAUCCAAGAUUAGGGAAAUACAUGUCAGUUUGUCUUUUAUAUCGUGGAGACGUAGAUCCAGCUACAGUAAAUUCUGUCGUAUCAUCAGUUAAAUCGUCAAAAUCGAUUCGGUUUGUUGAUUGGAGUCCGACAGGCUUCAAAGUUGAUAUCAAUAAUCAACCAACAUUAUCGGUUCCUGGAAGUGAGUUAGCCAGGGUGAUGAGAUCUUGCUGUAUGCUUGCAAAUAGUACUGUGGUAGGAGAGGCUUUCGUAAGAAUUGAUAGGAAAUUUGAUAUCAUGUUUAAGAAACACUGUUUCGUUCAUUGGUAUGUUGGUGAAGGAAUGGAAGAAGAAAAUUUCAUCAUUUCACGACAAGAUCUUGCAGCGCUUGAACAAGACUAUAAAGAAGUUGGAUACGAUACGCUUACAUGA
Molecule: messenger RNA, 1335 nt
Organism: Rodentolepis nana
Lineage: Eukaryota; Metazoa; Platyhelminthes; Cestoda; Cyclophyllidea; Hymenolepididae
Source: the annotation of a GenBank genome assembly